Dunckerocampus dactyliophorus (ringed pipefish) is the source of this 1248-nucleotide messenger RNA. It is a transcript of the gene decr2, whose product is annotated as 2,4-dienoyl CoA reductase 2, peroxisomal. The record is from RefSeq and is a predicted model, not a curated record. Gene Ontology annotation, molecular function: 2,4-dienoyl-CoA reductase (NADPH) activity. The transcript has 9 exons. Bases 38 to 946 code for a protein of 302 amino acids. Lineage: Eukaryota; Metazoa; Chordata; Actinopteri; Syngnathiformes; Syngnathidae. Gene Ontology annotation, biological process: fatty acid catabolic process.
AUGUUGCAUUUUGUGCUGUGUGAGGUAUUCUAUUUUGAUGAGCAUGGCAGAGCCACAGAAGACAGGUGAUGUGCUACCUGAAGAUGUUGGUACUGACGACUGCCUGACUUCUUACACACACAUCUACAGCCCUGACUUACUCAAAGAUCAAGUUGCAUUUAUUACUGGUGGCGGAUCGGGAAUUGGACUCAGGAUAGCUGAAAUCUUUAUGAGGCAUGGCUGUGACACAGCGAUCGCCAGCAGGAACAUUGAUAAGCUCAAAGAGGCUGCUCAGAAGCUAUCUGCUGUUUCGGGACGUCGCUGCCUCCCGCUGAGCUUGGACGUGAGGCGGCCUGAGACCAUUGCUACAGCCGUGGAUGAGACGAUCAAAGAAAUGGGCCGCAUAGACAUCCUCAUUAACAAUGCUGCUGGAAACUUCCUGUGUCCCGCCUCUGCUCUUUCCUUCAACGCCUUCAAGACAGUUAUGGAGAUAGACACGAUGGGAACGUUCAACACAAGCAAAGUUGUGUACGAGAAGUGGUUCAAGAAUCAUGGGGGCAACAUUGUCAACAUCUCUGCAACACUUGGAUACAAGGGCCAAGCGCUGCAGGUGCAUGCUGGAUCUGCCAAGGCGGCAAAUGAUGCCAUGACCAAGCACCUAGCUGUAGAGUGGGGACCCAGUGGAGUGAGAGUGAAUGCUGUCGCCCCAGGUCCUAUAUCUGGCACAGAGGGCUUCCGCAGGCUGGGUGGCCCCAGAGGGGAGUCUGCUGGUCUGUUCCAGUCCAUUCCUUUGCAGCGAGCAGGCAACAAGACAGAGAUGGCUCACUGCACUCUUUUCUUAGCCAGCCGGGCAUCGUCCUACGUGACCGGAGCCAUCCUGGUGGCGGACGGUGGAUCGUGGCUGACCUCAGCUAAUGACGUCUCCAAGCUGAUGGGUAUAGCCUCCUCUAAAUCUGCUAAACUCUGAGCAGGGGCUCUCCUGUCCUCCUCCUGACCCAGGUUAUUGGUCAUCUGAAAUUAGAGACAAGUAAAGAAAACUGUAUAAAAGUUAUUGUAGUGCUGCACGGGAUUGCAAUAAACCUGCCUCACAGCUUUAAGAAUAUCUUGAACAUGUCAUCAUGCAUUUCAUGUACAGUAGUGUCACAUUCCAUUUGUGAUUUUCCCCGAAGUCAGCUGGGAUAGGCUCCAGCAUGCCCCCGCGACCCUAAAGAAGAGAAGUGGUAUAGAAAAUGGAUGGAUGGAUGGAUAGUAAAACAUUUUAUGAUUAUA